Messenger RNA from Fusarium tjaetaba, 609 nucleotides. RefSeq lists its product as uncharacterized. The coding region runs from base 1 to 609 and encodes 202 amino acids. NCBI's taxonomy places the organism in Eukaryota, Fungi, Ascomycota, Sordariomycetes, Hypocreales, Nectriaceae. The transcript has 3 exons. The record is from RefSeq and is a predicted model, not a curated record.
AUGCUGGCCUGGACUGGACCGGACCCUUCAGUCGACGCGGCCUCUGCAAGGCCAUGGAUGACCUUGGAGAACGUUUCAGCAGCAUCCCCAGCCCUCAUCGCUGUACUUAACAACCAGGAAUAUCUCUCUCACCAGGUCGCCAAACUCACGGAGAUGGUGGCCGACCUGAAGGUCGGUCCACGUAGCCGGCGAUCAUCUGCCAGGAGCCGCAAGAGCGGCGACUCGACUAUCACCAAUCUCAUCGACAACGAGGCUGUAGAUUCCUUCAUCGCAGAUGAGGAUCUCUUUACCAUCUUCGAGGCCUUCGUGUCGGAGACUGGCACCCCAAUCAAUGUUCGCAAGGGAAAGAAGACCCUCGAGUACGGGGGCAAGUUCCGUACUGCGGCGAUCGAGAAGAUGAAGGAGUGCUGGGAUCCUGAAACACUCGACGAAACCGUCGCUCGCCUCCUGUCCCUCGAGGAUCAGGACGUCAUCCGUCUCUACACAUGCUUUAGUGCCACACACCGUGAGAGAAACACCAAAGGAAAGGCCAAGAAGUCGGUGGUCCAGACUCGCACCGAGUCUUUUCAGACAGCCAUCGACGGCGAUAUGCCUAAGAUGCGUUCCUGA